AAACAACCAUCCUAAACCAAAAACCACAAAACCACUCUCAAAACACCGUCUUUAAACUCAACCUAUCAACAACCCACCACGUAAUCAAACCUUAACUCACCACCGUUUGAUCAUAAAUCAACCCUCUAAGAUUCACAUAUUUUUAAAUGGGACCCACAAAGUGUAAGUGUAUUUGAUAAGCAAGUUGAUGUCUAUAUAUAAAUCUUAUACAUAGAUACACUCUCUCUCAUUUGUGUUCUCUCUCACAUCAUUAUCAUUUUACAAUAAUUUUGUUCUUGUGUUUCUCUCAAAAAACAUGUGUGGAGGUGCUAUCAUUUCUGAUUUCAUUGGUGUGAAACGUGACCGUGACCUAUGGUUUGAGCUUGAUCCUUCUGUUGAUCUACUUGGUCUUGGUGGUGCUGCUGCUGCUGCUGCUUUUAACACCCCCUCUUCCAAAGAGCUACCACCUCUUAGCUUUGAGAAAUUCUUCUCAUCAGACAAUAAAGUGGUCUCAUGUGACAAUGUUGAGAAGAAACAAAGCUUGGUAACUGUGGAGAAAGGUAAGAAAAGCACCGGAGGCAAAAGAGCCCGUAAGAAUGUUUACAGAGGAAUCAGGCAGAGGCCAUGGGGCAAAUGGGCUGCAGAAAUAAGGGACCCACAACAAGGUGUUCGUGUUUGGCUAGGUACUUUCUCAACAGCUGAAGAAGCAGCUAGAGCCUACGACACCGCGGCCAAGCGCAUUCGCGGCGACAAGGCUAAGCUCAAUUUCCCUGACACUCCUGCUGUUACCGCUCCUCCAGCAAAGAAGCAGUGUGUUAGCUCUGAUCAAGCCAGUUCCCAAGCUAGCUCUGAGUCAGCUGGGUCUGGGUUUGAGCUUGAUGAGGAAAUGGAAAUCAAGCAGAAAAUGUCGGACCUUGAAUGGAUCCUUGGCUUGGAUAGUGACAUUCCUCAGGCCCAAGCCCCAACCCAAGUUGAAGCUCAGCCCGAGCCGGAGCCUGUGCCUUUCACCAUGCCUGCUGAUUGGGACAGCAGCUUCAUGGACUUUUGGACUUCUGAAGACAUGGUUGAUCCCAUCCGUCACCUGUUUUAUAACUAAGAAACUAAUAAUUAUUAUUGCAAAAAUGGACCACCUUAUGGUGUUUUAUUAUUAUCGGUUUUAUGCUUAUGUUUAUGUUUAAAAUUUCGUGACUGUAUAAACUAUGUUGUUUGUGUUCUUCCUUUAUGGUGUUGUCUCUUUUGUUUCUGUCUUGGACGGUUUGGAUGUUCGAUUAUUAUUGAAAUUAUAAGCCAUAUAGGUGCGGCGUAUUAUGAUUGUGAAUAUUAUUUUGAUCAUAAAUAAAGGUAGGUAAGGUGUAUGAGACUA
This is a messenger RNA of Medicago truncatula (barrel medic), 1342 nucleotides long. Its product is annotated as ethylene-responsive transcription factor ERF071. The coding region runs from base 296 to 1075 and encodes 259 amino acids. NCBI's taxonomy places the organism in Eukaryota, Viridiplantae, Streptophyta, Magnoliopsida, Fabales, Fabaceae. The record is from RefSeq and is a predicted model, not a curated record. Gene Ontology annotation, biological process: ethylene-activated signaling pathway; regulation of DNA-templated transcription. The transcript has 2 exons. Gene Ontology annotation, molecular function: DNA binding; DNA-binding transcription factor activity.